This is a messenger RNA of Lucilia cuprina (Australian sheep blowfly), 557 nucleotides long. RefSeq lists its product as uncharacterized. The transcript is spliced from 2 exons. The record is from RefSeq and is a predicted model, not a curated record. Lineage: Eukaryota; Metazoa; Arthropoda; Insecta; Diptera; Calliphoridae. The coding region runs from base 56 to 385 and encodes 109 amino acids.
CUAAAAAAGUAGAACUAAAUCAGGUUAAAAACAAAAUUAUUUAUAAAUAUUAAUUAUGCACUUGAUGUUCGUUUUAUUUGCAUUCCUUGUCACUUUGGCAGCAUUCUGUAAUGGGCAAUUCUUUUAUCAUCAACAUUUAGCCCCUGUCUCUCAGCCCUAUGCCCAUCCGUCUGUUGUAGAAAACGCACAUCGCGAAGCGCAAUUACCACCAGAACUUUCGAAAAGUAAUCGCUUUUACAGUAAUCCCAACAUUGCAGCAGCAUUGGCCAAACAAUCCUGGUUUACAGAUAAAGAAAUGCCAGUUAUAGAUCGUGAAGCUGAGAAGAUACCUCGUGAUAUGGUAUAUAAGUUAUUUAAAAAUGCAGGUUAUAUCAAACGUAGAUGAAAUUAAGAAAACGAUUAAGUUUCUGUUCUUAUCUAAAUGUGUAUUAAAUAUUUUACGUUUGUAAUUGGUUGUUUAAAAGUAAAUUUGUUUCAAAGUAGGACUGUUAAGUUAUUUAUAUAAAUAUAUACUAUUUUUAAGUACAAUAAAACGUUAACGAAUUUUUAUAUGAAAA